Molecule: messenger RNA, 648 nt
Organism: Ylistrum balloti
Lineage: Eukaryota; Metazoa; Mollusca; Bivalvia; Pectinida; Pectinidae
Product: Rieske domain-containing protein-like
Exons: 3
Coding region: 1-648 (215 amino acids)
Molecular function (GO): 2 iron, 2 sulfur cluster binding
Source: RefSeq, a predicted model, not a curated record
AUGACGGACUUGCCAAUUCAGAUUACGGAACCAGUCGGAUUACGAAAUGUGUCUGAACCAACCCCAACUCGUCAUAUCACGGAGCCACGAAAAUCUCGGCGGAUAACGGAACCAUUCGGACCUUCUAAUUCCCGACAUUCGGAAUCAAAGAAUGUCGUCCACGUCGGCCAUCCGAUUCCACAGAGACGACAAACGUAUUGUGGAGCCUCUGUUCAGUAUGAGGACCUUCAAAGGGUUCAGUUGACUGUAUCUGAAAACUUUUCCUCGGAAGAUGACGACAUUUCCGGUCAGAAAACGUGGCAGGAAGUUGGGGCCGUUUCUGAUUUGGUACGGUUUCAUUGUCAGCGGUUGUACUCUAAAGCUGGAGGACGAAGUGACCUGGGUCUUUUUUAUAACCGUGGAACAUUCUAUGCUAUGGGUGCGUGGUGUGGACACAUGGGUGGCCCGCUCUUUGAAGGAGAUAUUGAAGACUUAAAUGGACGUGCUCACGUGAUGUGCCCAUGGCAUUCUUACAUGUUUGAUCUUGAGACUGGGAAGAAUAACCUUGGAAUGAAGCAAGAGAUUUUUAAAGUAAAGGUAGAGGAAGGGUUAGUAUAUGUCCUUUACGACACCGACCUUUCUACGACGCCCUUCAACAAAUUGGAGUAG